Molecule: messenger RNA, 927 nt
Organism: Ustilaginoidea virens
Lineage: Eukaryota; Fungi; Ascomycota; Sordariomycetes; Hypocreales; Clavicipitaceae
Exons: 2
Coding region: 1-927 (308 amino acids)
Biological process (GO): lipid homeostasis
Cellular component (GO): endoplasmic reticulum; membrane
Source: RefSeq, a predicted model, not a curated record
AUGGCCCGGCCUUGGUGCGAUUGGCUCAACCUGCCGACGCUGCCUUUGCACAUACACGAAGUGCUUCUCGGCGCUCUCUUCUACUCAUUCGUCUUCUACCCUUUCUCGCCAGCUGUGUCACGACUGCUGGCCCCGAAGCAUUACACAAAACUCAGCAGGAAGAGGCGCCUGAAUUGGGACGCUCAUGUUGUGUCCAUGGUUCAGAGCCUUGUCAUCAACGGGCUUGCCUUAUGGGUCCUGUUCGUAGAUGGAGAAAGGGCAGCAAUGUCAUGGGAGGAGCGUGUAUGGGGAUACACUGGGGCUACAAGCAUGAUUCAGGCUCUUGCCGCUGGCUAUUUUCUCUGGGACUUGAUUGUCACAGGCUGCAACGUGGACAUUUUUGGACCCGGAACCCUUGCUCAUGCCGUCGCAGCUCUGCUCGUCUUCUCCCUUGGUUUUCGACCGUUUGUCAACUACUAUGGGUGCAUAUUCAUUCUUUGGGAACUGUCCACUCCCUUUUUAAAUAUACACUGGUUCAUGGAUAAACUCGACAUGACCGGCUCGCAAGCGCAGUUAUACAAUGGGUUUUUGCUGCUGUUUACUUUUUUCUCAUGCCGCCUUGUCUACGGUACCUAUCAAUCCGUAAAGGUCUUUAGAGACAUAUGGUUCGCCAUCAACAAUCACCCAUCGAUAGAAGCGCAAAAGGUGGCGGAAAUGGGCUUUGUAUCUGAGACGUCCACGGUGCCCCCCUGGCUUGGUGCAGUCUACUUGGCGAGCAACUUGACUCUCAACGGGCUGAAUAUGUAUUGGUUCAUAAUGAUGAUCAAAGCUGUGAGCAAGCGUUUCAAGCCGGCACAAGAGCCGCAGACGGAAACGAAGCUCGACCUUGGCUCUACUGCGUCCGGGGUGUCUGCUAUUCAAGGGUAUGCACAGCGACGGAAGGUCUGA